Messenger RNA from Camponotus floridanus (Florida carpenter ant), 1836 nucleotides. RefSeq names its product glutamyl-tRNA(Gln) amidotransferase subunit B, mitochondrial (gene GatB). Lineage: Eukaryota; Metazoa; Arthropoda; Insecta; Hymenoptera; Formicidae. The record is from RefSeq and is a predicted model, not a curated record. The transcript is spliced from 10 exons. Bases 190 to 1788 code for a protein of 532 amino acids. Gene Ontology annotation, molecular function: glutaminyl-tRNA synthase (glutamine-hydrolyzing) activity. Gene Ontology annotation, biological process: glutaminyl-tRNAGln biosynthesis via transamidation; mitochondrial translation.
AGUGCAGCAGUGCAGCUGAAAAGAACAGACCCUAUGUAUACAAACAUGACAUAUUCCCAUCUGCAUAUGCCCAUUGACAUUUGAAUAUUGAGAGAUCAAUGCGCAUGCUUGAGCUUGAGAAUGCACUGGCCGUCAUUCAAACGUUUCUUUAGACUUUCUCAAUUUUAUAUCGAACAAUUAAAAUAAAAUAUGUUGUCAAGGAGACAAAUACAUUCUAUGUAUAAAUGGAUUAAAAGGCGAAAUGGCAAAUUUUCACAGCGAUUUCUUUCAUCUAAUACUGAAACAGAAGCAAAAGUACAGAAGAAAUGGAGAUCCAUCGUGGGCUUGGAAAUUCAUGCUCAGAUUGCGACAGAGUCAAAGUUAUUUUCUAGCGCAUCCACGAAUUUUGUCAAUCCCAUCAACUCGUGUGUCUCAUUUUUCGAUUGCGCCACACCAGGAACGCUACCUGUAUUGAACAGGAAAUGCGUGGAAAUGGCAGUGCUGACAAGCUUAGCGUUAUCAUGCCGAUUGAAUGAGACCUCUCUGUUUGAGAGAAAACACUACUUUUAUGCAGAUCUACCUGCAGGAUUUCAAAUCACUCAACAACGACAACCUAUUGCUGUCGAUGGUGAAAUUAAAUUCCAUGUGUUCACUCCAGGAAUACACAAGUCACCGUAUUUGAAAUCUUCUAAAAUCAAGCAAAUUCAAUUGGAACAAGACAGUGGCAAGAGCUUGCACGAUGAAAAUACAGCAAAAAGCUUAAUUGAUCUUAAUCGUGCUGGAAUUCCAUUGAUGGAAUUUGUAUUUGAACCAGAUUUGAUUGAUGGCGAAGAAGCAGCUGCGCUUGUUAAGGAGCUUACGCUUAUAUUACAGUUAUUGGGUGUCUGUAGUGGCAGAAUGGAAGAAGGAGCACUUCGUAUCGAUGCUAAUGUUUCUGUAAGUAAUCGAGACAACGAUUUGGGUGUUCGAACGGAAAUAAAAAAUAUCGGAAGUGUGCGUGCUGUUGCUGCCGCUGUUAAGUAUGAAAUAAAUAGGCAAAUUUCUAUCCUUGAAGCCGGCAAUAAAAUAUUUAACGAGACACGCGCAUGGAACAUGGUAAACAAGACAACUAUUCCCAUGCGUGAAAAGGAAGAGAAAGAAGAUUAUAGAUUUAUGCCUGAAACAAACUUGCCACCUUUACGUAUACAUGUCAGAGAAGAUUUACCGAAUGAAAACAAUUUAGUCGAUGCUGUAAUAUUAAAAAAACAAUUGCCUAAAUUGCCGGAACAGAUACGUGAGAGAUUAAAGAAUGUUCUUCAGAUAUCUCCUGAAAUAAUUAUAGCUCUAAUGAGUGACUUGAUAUUGCUACAAUUAUUUGAUAAAAUAAUAAAAAAAGAUGGCAAUCGUGAUCCAACAUUGGUUGCAAAGUUUCUUGUCAGGGACCUGUUGAAUUUUCUUAAUAAAAACAAACUUACAAUUGAAUUUUGCAUACCACAUGCAGAUUUUAUUGGUCAAUUAACUGAUUUAUUACAAAACAAAACAGUUAAUUUAAUAAUAGCGAACAAGAUUUUGUACGAAAUAAUAUCUGAUACAAAGAAGUCCCCAAAAGAGAUUGUCGAAGAACAUAAUUGGUUCUUGAUAUCAGAUGAAGAAGAAUUAGAAAAAAUGUGUUUAGAAAUUAUUGAGAAAAAUCCGAAAAUUGUAUCAGGAUAUAAAAAAGGCAAGAAAAAAUUAUUUAUUGCACUAAUGGGACAAAUGGCGAAAAUCACUAACCAACGUGCAGAUAUGGCUCUUGUUGCAAACAUUAUGGAAAGAUUAUUAAAAUCAUAAUACAUGUAGAUUAUAUAAGAUUGAGCAGAUGUAUAGAAUUAGUUUCUA